UAGCACGGUGCCGUCUCUUUCUUGUGGCGUGUUGUCCAGGCGAAGCUUCACUUUUGUUGAAUAAAGUUGGGCAUGAGCUUUCUUUGAAAUCUGAGGGAGUUUGCAACGAGCUAUUUGUGGUUUAAGUACAGCAUUGUUAUCGGACGGAAGCAGGAGACAAAUUUGGAGAAAGUGGUCCACGUUAGACAAGCACUGCUCUGACAUCGCGUUGCGUAAGCAUCUAAUAAUACGAGCGGAACCCAUGUGCUUUGUUGAAACAGACGAGCAAAGGAGGGCGUGAAGAAGUAGUCCCUUUCUCUCUUAAGUGAAAAGGAGAUUGGUAACAACCAACUGAAGACUCAUCUUUGUGACUGGAUGAAAAAGCUGGGGAAUGGCGGUCAACGUGUAUUCUACCUCAAUAACCCAGGAGACGAUGAGCAGACAUGAUAUCAUUGCCUGGGUCAAUGACAUUCUCUGUUUAGCGUACACAAAAGUCGAACAGCUUUCUUCAGGUGCAGCUUACUGUCAGUUUAUGGAUAUGCUGUUCCCUGGCUGUAUCAGCCUGAAGAAAGUAAAAUUCCAAGCUAAGCUAGAACAUGAAUACAUUCACAAUUUUAAGCUCCUUCAAGCUUCAUUUAAAAGGAUGAAUGUGGACAAGAUCAUCCCAGUUGAAAAGUUAGUAAAAGGGAGGUUUCAGGACAAUUUGGAUUUUAUCCAAUGGUUCAAGAAAUUUUUUGAUGCAAACUACGAUGGUAAGGAGUAUGAUCCCGUUGAAGCGAGACAAGGUCAAGAUGCAAUCCCUCCCCCAGACCCUGGAGAACAGAUUUUUAAUCUUCCAAAGAAGUCCCAUCAUGCAAACUCGCCGACAGCAGGCGCUGCUAAGUCUAGUCCAGCAUCAAAACCCACAACACCUUCAUCCAGACCUUCAUCUGCUAAAAAGAUACCAGCAACUGCACCACCAGCAAAAGGAGAAAAAGAACUGGAGGCUCAGGUCACUCAAUUAAACGAACAGGUGAAUUCAUUAAAAAUUGCACUUGAGGGUGUGGAAAAGGAGCGGGAUUUCUAUUUUGGAAAACUUCGAGAAAUUGAGUUACUUUGUCAGGACCAGGGACAAGAGAGUGCCCAGUUUGUGGAGCGUUUAAUGGAAGUUCUUUAUGCAGCAGAAGACCAGGAAGGACAUGCUGAACCUCAAGAUGACCAGGAGGAGCAGGUCCAUGAAGAAGCUCAGCAGCAGGAGGAGUACUGAGCUAAACCACUGGCACCCACAGUAUUCAUUUUGUCAGGACCUUUUUUUUUUUUUUUAAUUUGCUUUUACUCCUGAAGAAGUGAGCACAUGUGGCCUCGAACGAGUGGCUUCAGGCUCACUUUGGAGUAUUUAUGCAGUAGCAAAUGUACAGUAACUGAAACACUUCUAGCUUCCAUCUUUUUAGCAGGACAGUUACUGCUCCCUCUUAUUAUUUUUUUCUCCUCUUUCCUGGUCAAGUCACUUAAUUUUUCAAUAAAUAAUGGGCAUGGGGCAGAACAGGGGAAGCUUUGGGGUUUGUUUAACGGUUCUUAAGGCUAUCACAAUAGAAAUGGCCUAACCUACACUUGCCAAAACAUGGAGGUUAUCGAUUUGGCUACCAUAUCAAAACAUUGCCUAGAAUACUUUUUGGGCUCCGUGUUUUCUUCCUGAUAUUUAAAAGGUACGUAGGAGCUCUGGUUUAAGAAAAAAAAA
This is a messenger RNA of Polypterus senegalus (gray bichir), 1696 nucleotides long. RefSeq names its product microtubule-associated protein, RP/EB family, member 2 (gene mapre2). The record is from RefSeq and is a predicted model, not a curated record. Gene Ontology annotation, biological process: regulation of microtubule polymerization or depolymerization; spindle assembly; protein localization to microtubule plus-end. Lineage: Eukaryota; Metazoa; Chordata; Cladistia; Polypteriformes; Polypteridae. Gene Ontology annotation, cellular component: microtubule plus-end; microtubule organizing center; cytoplasmic microtubule. The coding region runs from base 371 to 1225 and encodes 284 amino acids. Gene Ontology annotation, molecular function: microtubule plus-end binding. The transcript has 8 exons.